GUUCGCGCGAGGACCAGAGUGUUUGGUUUGGGACAUUGGUGCGCGCGCUGCCGUGUGAAAUCGUAGCAUCAGUUUGAAAAGGGACAAGGAGGAGAGAAGAGAGGACCCUCCCAUCCCUAUCCCGCCACCGCCAGAGGAAAAUGAACACUUCUCGACCACGGGCAGCCCGUUUACAUGCGGGGAGGUGGUCUGAGGAGACACGGCAACCGCACCGCAACGAAGUGAAGUUCACUGGCAGCUGCUCUGCAGAUCCAUUUGAGUGAACUUGAGGACGCUGACAUCCAAUUUAACAUCCAAGAUACAUCAUAUGAAGGCCUGACACUAGAAUUGGCUCAUCAGAACACCUGACUAAAAAACUUGCUGAAGACACGGGAUCCAAUAACUGCGCUGUUGACCCUGGAAGCCAACAGAACACCAAGAUGGGCGGCUUCCUUGGCUCAGGAUGGAAAAUAACUUUGUCACUGCAUGACAAAUCACAGUUGUUUUUCAGUAUACAUUGAAUGAAUGGCUUUUCCAGAGUCAGUAGCAAGUAUGAGUACAGUAUGACUAGAGCCAAAUAAAACGAGAUACCUAUAAAUGAGAAACGAAUUACAAAUCAUACAUCAAUACCACAGUCCAUUGAAUGAAUAGGCUUGACCUGUGUGGCCUGUUUCAGGCUCAGGCGGAGGGUUUCCUGGCGUCUACCUGAAGUUCCAUUUUAUGGAGGCGUUGCACACCCGCAGCCAUUUGCGGACUGGGGAGGAGUCUGUAGGCCCCAACCAGCCUCAGUCUCAGUCAGGAAAGUCUCCUCAGCCUUUUGGUGACCAUCAGCCUCCCAAGUCUCCCUCCUCCCAGAAACAUCAACCUCAGACACAACAGACUCGCUCCAAACAAGGAGGCCAUCAACAACAACACCAACAGCACCAUGGACAGCACCAGCACAGUAAACUGCCUAAUAAGCGGGAGCGCAAGCGCCUCAGGCCUCAGAGGCCAAGCGUUGAUUCAGACACCCCACCGGUGGAUGACGGUAAGCAUGCAAAGGCAGAGGCAGCAUCUAACAGAGUGUCUCAGACCUCAACUGAUGGAAGCCCAUCAAUGUCCUCCUCAUCAUUCACCUGUAUCCAGUCUACAGAAGGUCCUGCCACAGAGAACCAAGGGGGCACUCUGAAGCAGAAACAUGAGCGUAAGCCUGGAAAACCUGGGAAAUAUGUAUGCUCUUACUGCGGCCGUGCCUGUGCCAAGCCCAGUGUUCUGCAGAAACACAUCCGUUCCCACACUGGUGAAAGGCCCUACCCCUGUGGUCCCUGUGGCUUCUCUUUCAAGACAAAGAGCAACCUCUACAAGCACCGGAAGUCCCAUACCCACAGGGUGAAGGCCGGCCUUGCCUCUGGAGAGCCCAGCAGUUUAGAAGAACCAGUGACAGAGUCAGAAGAUGAAACCAGACAGUCAUCAACUGCUGCCUCUACUACCUUGGAGAGACAAGGCAAUGUAGCCGACCAAAAGACCCAUGGAGACACUGAGAGGUCUACAGAGCAGUCCACUGGGACGGAAAACUCCUACGCCAUUAAGAAGAGGCUGGCUAUGCGUCUGAGCCGAGGAAAACAUGGCCCUCUAAGUUCUUCUGACUCAAUCACUUCCUUGUCAGGUGUAGGGAGUAGAGGCAGCACAGAGUCUGGUUAUUUCUCUCGCUCCGAAAGCACUGAGCAGUCGCAGGACAGUUCCCCCAACACAACAAGUGCCAAAAGCUAUGCAGAGAUCAUCCUGGGGAAAUAUGGCCGCCUGGGCCAUCUCCAGAGGAUGUCUAGGCAUCAGAACCAGCAGCCCUCUGGAGGCCAGAGUCAGGAAGGGAAGAGCAUCCCAUUCACAGUGCCCAAGAAGCAGGUAAUUGACCAUAUCACCAACCUCAUCACUAUCAACGAGGCUGUGGUGGACACCAGUAAAAUUGACAGUGUCAAGCCCAGAAGGUUUUCUCUGUCUAGGAGAAAUAGCACAGAGUCUAACUCUAAGGUUCCUGUAUCUCAGAAAGAGCCAUCUGUAGUCCACCACAGCACCAACAAUCCUGAUGAACCAGGCUUUAAGACCAGUGGUUCCAUUACUAUGGGUGUUCCGUGUGAGAAGUUUCAUCAACCCCAGUCACUAAACUUGGAUCCAACAGCAGGCCAGGCAUCAACUUCCAAUUCUCCUCUUUUGAGAAGCCUCUCCAUGCCCUCUGCUGCUAUUUCAAGUGAUGCCUCUUCUGGCGUUUGCCCCAAAAACUUCCGCCUUAGCCAGUCCUUCGAUGAACGGUCUGAAACACAGUGCAGACGGUUUGGGAUGCUGCAACGUCAACCAGCCAUCGAAAUUCCCCCUGGUGCUGAAUUCACUAAAGAAGAACAUAGUUUGCACAGUAGCUCCAACACACUCUACAAUCAAAAUAUGUCGGUUGUGUCUCCUGAACAUAAGCAAUGUAAACCAGAGCCAUAUGAGUGUGAAUCCUGUGGCACUGGAUGUAAAACCUGGGAGGGUUAUAAGGCACACAAGAGGAGCCUUUGUGUAGCACCAUUUCCCCAGGAGGGUCUUGAUACAUCAGAAUGCCAGCUUGACCAUUCACAGUCAAUACCAUAUACGAUCAGCAGACCAGGGGCUUUGGCAAUGCGCAAGAGGAGGAAAGAGGAGAGUUUUGAAUCUGAUGAUCCAUCCUCUACUGUUUCUUUAUCCUCACCCACAUUAUCUACAUCCGUGCAAGACAAAAACAAAGUCAAUGUAGCAGGCAAUCAACAUUCAUGGUCACGGUUAGAACAAGAAAGGCAAGGCACGUCAAAAGGUUUCUCAGUGAUUCAGCAUACUAGUUCAUUUGAGAAACAGGACACUUUCUUUUCAGAGAGCAAAGGUAAAGAGGAGACGCAUGUUAAAUUCCCGUCUCGUGAGGACUCAUCUCAACUAGUGCCUCAGAAACAACUGCAGCUACACUCAUCCAAACCAACACCUCGCAAACUGGUGCGCCAACACAAUGUUCCUGAGAUAUUUGUCACAGAGGAUUCAAACACCAAUGUUAUUGAGUCUGUUCAGACACAGUCAGAAACAGCAUCCAUAAUGCCUAAACAGACUGAGAGGACUGAGGAGUUCCAGUGGCCACAGAGAAGCCUCACUUUGUCUGGGGUACCCAUAGAGAAGCUGCCCCCGAAGAAGAAACGUAUUCGCUUGGCUGAGGCUGCCCAGUCUUCAGGGGAGUCGAUGUCCAGUUUCGACUCCAUCUCUCUACCUCGCAGCCCCAGUCAAGACAGCUGUGCAUCCCAUGCAUCUAGCCUCUCUGCAUCUUUGGAAGAGUCCACUAGACCAGGAGACAUGGAGACCUUAGCUGGAACACCACUGAGGAGGUCCAGGGCCCCUAACACAUUGACUGUCCCAGGGAUGCAUCAUCACAAAAGGGAGAUGCGGCGAUCUGCCUCAGAGCAAGCACCUCAUGACCCACAGCAGCAAUCUGUACUGAUGGCAAUGUCAGAGAUGCGAAGCAAGUCAUUUGACUACAGCAGUUUGUCCCCUGAGUGCUCAGUGGCAGGCUGGAGGGACAGACGCAAAUGUCUUCUCAUAAGACACACUACGGUCAGGGACCCAGAAGAGGGGGAGCAGUCUGACAUAGCUGAAGAACUAAAGCUCAAAUCCAGUUCCUCCACUCCUGCCAAAUACAUUACUCUAAAAGUGAACAACCCUUCUCACUGUAGCCUCAGUCCAGACCCUGUAUGCCCCAGCACUUCUUUUAGACCCAGCCCAAGCAAAGCAAUGUCCUGUAGCCCUUUACAAACACUUUACCAAGAGUCACCCUCACAAUUGGACAUUGCUCAAAGUAUUCAGUUGACGGGACAUUGCUCUGAAGCUCCUCAGAACCCAGUAGAAUAUCCUGAUGGCAAACAAAGGGUAGCUCCAUCAUCUCUCCAUUCAGGAGAUAACCUAUUGAUUUCCCUCCGUCCUGUCCACACCUACAUCCACCCUGCCCAACCCCAAAUCCACCCUGCCCAAACCUGCUCUGCCCAACCCCAACCUUGGCCUGCCUACUCUGUCCCCACACACUACUCAUCAGGGAUUGCGAAAGCCCACUACCAUCCAAUGUCCACAGGCUUGAAGUUAGAGAUCCCAAUCUCUACUCGCAGACAUGAUGGCGAUUCAGAGUUUAUAACACAAUCUCUGCAAAUCCCCAACCCUAACCCAAACAUAAUUCUCAGCCCAGUGUUACUCCAGCCUUCCAUAUCACCAACAGUAGCAGUAGUCCGGCUACAGGGAGACACCAACACUCAAACCUGCGCCAUAUACACCACUCGGUCCCAAACAAGACCACUUAUGUCCCAGGAACAUAUGUGUUCUGGCUUAAACAGUGGAAAUAGAAAUACCACAACCUCUGAACCUAACAGCCACCUGGCCAUGUCCCUGCCUCUUGACAACCACUUAGCUUUACCUUUGCCUCCAGGCGGUGAGUUGUGGUCCGAAGAGGGCAGUAGAGUUUCAGGAUCAGGGAGCAACAAGCGAAUGUUAUCCCCUUCCAACAGUGUCGAUUUCAGCCCUGAGUCCAAACAGCAACAGAAAAGAGUAAAGGAGGAGGAAGAGAAGGAGAGCUGUGUAUCAAACACAAUUGCAGAAUUAUCAACAAAAGAAGAAAAAGUUGAGAUUCCAUUAUGUUUACCUAGAGGAUGUUCUCCCAUGAGUCCAGACGGACUUGAAUAUCCAACCCUCCAGUCCACCACCUCUCACAGCUGGUGCUAUCUGAACUACAUCAAGCCAAACCCUUCCACCUCGACUGAUCCCCAGCCCUCGGUGUACUCCUCUUGGUCCACUAGCGAGUAUGACCCCAACCCUCCAGGCCUCUCCAGCAAGACAGCCAUGUCCCUGUUGGACUGCAAGCAGAGGUUCAGCCCCACCAUCUACACCAUGUCUCCCAUGUCAUCUACUCCUGCAGAGACUCCACCAGAGCCAGCCGACAUGAAGACACCUUGCCCAUCUGAGGUACAUGCUACCCUGCCCGGUGACAGCCGCUGUGUCAAUACAACAGAGCAAGAGCCGUCCACAGAGGACAAAGAGCCAAAGAAAGAGCACGAGCUGGAGGUGGAAGGGAAGGAAGAGCAGAAAAAAGAAGAUGAGGUUCAGUCGACUAGCAAUUUUAGAGAAUCUCAAAUCUGGGUCAGUGAGGGAGGCUACAGAUCAAGUGAGGAAUAUGUGUGCGUGCGGGGUCGAGGCAGAGGCAGACACGUGUGUGGGGAGUGUGGGGUCCGCUGUAAAAAGCCUAGCAUGCUGCGAAAACACCUCCAACGGCACACAGACUCACGCCCCUACAUCUGCAAGCACUGCGACAUGGCCUUCAAAACCAAAGGGAACCUCACCAAACACAUAAAGUCCAAGGCCCACGGUAAGAAAAGCAAUGACAGGCCAAUGACUGGCUCUUCGCUGGAAGAGGCUGAGGACGGAGGCAGUGAAGAUUGCUCUGUCUGGUCAGAGACGGGGCAGAAGGAGCAUCCAUACUCUAACGUCGGCGAAACUGAAGAGGAUGACAAAGACAGCCAGGAUGAUGACAACCAUCGCGGUGUUGACGAAGAUCAUGAAGAGGAUUCCGGGUCCCAUGAAGACCUUUACACCUCCACAAGCCACUUCAAGCCACCAAAAUCCCCAGAUCAAAACAAAACCCCUCCGGGCCGAGACAGUACCAGACCAUCUCAUGAUACUGAGUCUGGGUCCAGCCAACACCAGAAGCCAAGCGUUUUUCGCCCAGCUCGUUCCCCCAGCAAGAAGAGAGUUCUUUUCUCCCAGAGGAGUCAGCUGGACCCUGGCAGUCACAUCUCCCCACUGCGCUCACCUACCCCAGACCUAUCUUCAUCCCCAGCCCAACACCAGCACUCAUCUUCAUCCCCAGCCCAUCGCCCGCCUUCAUCGUCAUCCCCAGGCCAUCGCUCGUCCUCAUCUCCAUCCCCGGCCCUGUCUCCCUCUCCAGCCAGUCGCCUGCCCUCAACCCCUCGCCUGUCUCCUGUUGCUUCCCUAUCCCCUAGAGUGAGCCUCUCCCCUCUCCACUGCCCUUCCCCCAGGCGUUACCUUUCCCCUGUCCCCUCCCACCCCUCCCCUCGCUCACUGUCAUCCUUGUCCCCUAGCCCUUCCCCACCCUCUUCUCUGUCCCCACUAGGUUGUCAUGUCUCCCCCUCCCUAGAGAAGCAUCUCCCCCCCCCAAGAAGCCUAUUGCCUGUCAGGCUCCCGUCCCCAAGGAGUGGGCCCCCAGGCUCCCCUACCAUUCGGGAAACCAUUCCUUCUCAACACAAUUUGCCCAGAGACCAGUCUUUAAAUCCCCAAAAGGACAUGCCUGAUACAGCAACAUGCUCCAAGUCAAGGCUGAUGAAAAGCUACUCUGUUCAGCAGAGCGACGAGGUGCGUCCCCCUCACCUGUCCCCCAGGACAAGACUAUCCCCAGGGAGCCAGGGGGGUGUCUUCAGCCACUUGCCGCUCCACUCCCAACAGCAAGCCUGGACCCCCAACCUGAUGAUCCCCAUUGGUGGGAUCCACAUGUUACAGUCCAGAACCAGUCCACUCUACAGCCUGGUGACGGGCCCUAUGGUAGGGCAGAACAUCCCCAGCUUGGCAGGAAUGGACCGGCCCGCAGUAGCCCAGAACACCCCUACCCCAACAGAGAUGGACUGCCCCAGGAAAGCUGGACUGGACAUAAGUCCACUUUGUAGUCCUUCACCGCUGAAGCACCGUCAGAGCACUUUGAAAGUAGCUGCUAAGCCUGGCACUAGUAUGCACACCAGCGACCACGCCAUCAGGACAGGAGAGGGAGCGGCUGACAAGGCCGGGUGCAGCUAUUUAGGACCUCUCCCAGACAAGCCCGGUACAGCCCAUGUACAGGUGUACUCCAGGAGACAGGAGCAUCAUGGGAGCCGGAAUCAAAGGGAAAAGACUAAACUACAAUUUACUGGGACAGAGAAAGGAGGCAGCUCCCACACUACAGCCGCCCAAACAAGCAAUUUGUCCAAGGAAACCACAGACGCAAAAAAAGACACAAAUAUAAAAUAGAGGAGGCAGUGUUUCUCCAGUCAAUACGCAAGGCCAACAGAUGCCUUCUUCCCAAACUAAACCCUGAUAGGAAGGAGCAUCUUUAGGGAACAGUGCAAAAGACUUUUGUGUACGUCUAAAAUGGCAAUGUAUUUCCUACAUAGAGGACAGGUUGACUUUUCAGACACAUUUGGGAAUCAUGCAUGGUCUCAGAGCUAGCAAGCAGGUCUGGUUUUGAGACUGAAGAAGACAAAAGGAAUUAAUAAGCAUUCAGAAGUGUAGGUCUUCUGACUAUAAUGUGAUUAUGUAAUUAUAUGAAUAAUAUAUAGAUACAUGUAUGUUAAAUAUGCAGUAUAUGUUUUGUAAUCUUUUUUUACCCUCUUUUGUUUGAUGAUGUCAUUGCUGUUAACUUAUUAUUGAUGUGCUCUUAUGCAAUUCUGUACUAUCCUAUGUGAGAGCUGGAUAUACAUUUAGAUAAAGACUUUAUUUAGUUAAUCUCCCUUCCCCCUUCCAUUGAUAGCACUAUAAUAAAGAAUAUUAUACUGGUCCUGUUGUGUUUAUAUAAUGUACGACCAAAUAUAGAAACGUACUAGAAAUCUCUACUCACCCUAACCAGUAUUUUGAAGUGCAAUUUCUGUCAAGAUUGUGGCUUGAAAUGUCAUUCUUAACAACUGUGAUUAUUAGUUUAUUUUUAAGAUUAUGUUUAUUAUUCGUGUUGUCAAUUUGAGUUUUGAACAAUCAGGGUUACAAUAAUAAUCAUAUUUUCUACUUUCUUGUUGAGAGAAAAUCUUGGAAUAAGAAUAAACAUGCUGGGUAGAAACUGCACUGAUUUGAUAUUCAUAUUUUGUUUUGAUCAUAUGCUGUACAUGGUGCAGUCAAUAUUUAUUGUCAAAUACAUUAUUAAUAGGUUGUUUUUAUAAAGGAGGCAGGUUGUUUUUAUAAAGGAGAAAGUUUCCAUAUUUGUCACUUUCAUGUGUCUU
Messenger RNA from Esox lucius (northern pike), 7961 nucleotides. RefSeq names its product HIVEP zinc finger 3a (gene hivep3a). NCBI's taxonomy places the organism in Eukaryota, Metazoa, Chordata, Actinopteri, Esociformes, Esocidae. The transcript is spliced from 8 exons. The coding region runs from base 700 to 7002 and encodes 2100 amino acids. Gene Ontology annotation, cellular component: nucleus. Gene Ontology annotation, molecular function: RNA polymerase II cis-regulatory region sequence-specific DNA binding; zinc ion binding; DNA-binding transcription factor activity, RNA polymerase II-specific. Gene Ontology annotation, biological process: regulation of transcription by RNA polymerase II. The record is from RefSeq and is a predicted model, not a curated record.